UGUCAGCGAAUUGGAAUAUUGGAAGCGAAGAAGAGGAGAGGGAUCUCGAGCACCCAUUAGCCCCCAUCCACAUUCACGUCCAACGGGCCCCCAAAGUAUUCGCAAGUGGUAACAGGGCCGCGUUUGCGUUUCGCCGCAUCACAAUAUCUGAAAUCAAAAGAAAAAUCAAAUUUGUAUCAAACCGAAAGAAAAAUCCAUUUUCUCCGAGCCACAUGAAAAUUAAUUGAUGUUUAAGGGUAUUACAACCACAAAAUGAAUACCAAAAACAUUGAAAACAAACCCAUGGAUGGGUCAAAAUUUCUUGAUAUGUUGUCAACAAUAUCAUUGGAGGAAAUAUUACAAUUUGAGUUUCGUCUCAAUCCAACAAGCAAAUGGGAAACAUUGAUAACGCCAUCACCCCCGCUUCGGAAAUACAAUUGUAAUAUUUGCCAUGUUGUCCAAUUCGGCGACAAGAAUUUGUUUGGCCAUCUAAGUGGCAAAAAACAUAACGCUGCAAUGACAGCUGAACAGCAAUUGCAAUUCAGAAUCAAGCCCAUUGGAGCUUCACAAAAACCAGGUUCAGCACCCGUAAAAAAGGGUCCCAACACCACUGCAAAUAAUAACAAAAACAGCACCUCUCCUGUUGUAAAAAAUUUGCCUACUCCAAACAAAAAUGCACCAAACAAAAAUAAUACUAAUACAAACACCACCGUUGUUAAGCAGGCAGCUGGAAAUGAAGUGGCAAAAGCACAGCCGAUUCAAAAGAAAACUCCAGCCAUUGGCGUUAGCACGCAAAACAUUGCGGCAAAUAAUCAAACUACUGCAAAGAAUAUUCAGGGCAAUAAUCCAAACAUUCAAAAGAAUAUUCAGGGCACUAAUUCAAACAUUCAAAAGAAUGUUCCAGUAAACAAUGCACCCAAUCUAAAGAAUACAUCUCAAAAUAAUGCACCUAUUAAAAAAAAUACAGGGAAUAAUACACCCGUACAAAAGAAUAUCACUGUUAUUGGUGCAACCGCACAGAAAAGACCCAACCCGAACCCGGGAAAUAUUCAAGCGAAGAAGGCAAAUAUGAAUGCGGCCAACGCCACUAACACUGCUAAUAAAAAGGCUCCACAGCCUGCAGCGGCUACAGCGAACGCAUCCCAGAAUUCUAGGGGUCCUGCUCCAAAAACCAUUGUAGGCAAUACUACUUCCCAGCAGCCAGCGAAUGUUCAGACCCAAAAACAAUCACAAGCGCAAACAAAACCACCUGUUCGAAAUCCCGCACAGACGCAAGCAACGCCACAGGCGACCAAAGCUGUGCAGAAUGCUAAAUCGAAUAACAAGACAAAUAAUCCAGAUAUAGUCAAAAAUCCGCUUGCCACGAAAAUAUCUUGUGUUCCGCUGGCCAAGCUUAUCAACUCUACACCAGAGCCCGAGAACGAUGUCAUAAUUAUUGACGAACCGCCAAAAGAGGCUGCUAAGCCGCCAGAAACACCGAAAAACCCCAUACCAGUUCAAACAACAACCCCGAACUCCACUAUUGCGGUCAAGAAGCCAACCAAUAUUACUGCUCCCCCCAAGCGCCCAACCACUAUCAAUAAGGUAGUAAAGCCUACCUACGUUGCUCCCAAGGAUUACCCAGCAGCCAAGCCUGGUGGCACAUUUGAGUCCAUGAGCCAGAAUCAUGUUAUGGGUCUCGUUGGAGUGGAGUACGUUUUGAAAAUAGUUAGAAACUUGGCUGAUAAGAAUGCCAGAUACCAAUGUUGCCUAUGCGAGAUCACUGCCGAUGAGCAAUCGAUGCACAACCAUUUGCUGGGCUAUAACCACCGUUUAAAGUAUUUUGACAAGCAUUUCCCAACGGCAAUGCGUCUCUACCGUCAGUAUGUGUCCCAAGUACCGGAGAGCGAGGUGUGCAAAAUAAUGAUGCCCAUUUUCGAUAAGCUUGCGCAUGCCAUUGAAACGCAUCAUGGUCGAAAAUCCGCCCAUCUGUGCUAUGACCAUGUAUAUUCCAAAGAUCGCCAGAGUUUGUUCUCCCAGGUGUAUAAUAGAAAGCACUCGUCGGAAAAGAUUGGGCCCUCGUUCACCCACGUCGUUGAUGCCAAAGAGGUGGAUGAGUUGAUCAAGAAGGUUAGGAACAACGUUCAGCCCUUGAUGAACGUUGAAAAUCCGAAUCCUUACUACGUCCCUCCAUACGUACCGCAUUAUGUGGGCUAUCAGAACGUGCCCGAAAAGAAUACAGAACCGCCCAUUGACGACGAAACGCACAAGCGAAUGGUCGACAACUUUCUCAGGGACACCACCAGACAUAGUUCGGGCGAUGCCCAGAAGUCGCGCAAUCCAAAGCGAAACCGCUCCAGAUCCAUCUCGCCCGAUCAAAGGAAGAGAGUCGUCCACAAAAGGCACUGGAAUGUGGAGCGCAGAUCAGUGUCGCCUUUGCGCGAUGGUGAUCUGUGGCAGGCGUACCGCCACAUGGUGGACCUUAAGGUGCGUGAGCUAAAUGUGUCCUUCGACACAUACAAAUCUGAUCCCGAACAGCAUCCAAACUAUCAGGCUGAGUGGCAAAUGUUUUGGAAGCGCCGCAAGGAUGAACUUAUACAGGCUGGCAUUAAUCAUCGCACGUACAACUUUCAAAACGAGUGGAUUCACUUCUUUAAUGCUCGCAUCGAAGAAUUGUACAAUCAAGAUAUUGAAAACAUUAAAAUAAAAUGCCGCGAACGGCUGUGUUUGCCAAUGACCAAUAACGAAUUGGCCGACGAAAAGUAUCACGUUCAUUUGGGCAAAACAGAUGAGCCCGAUUUGCGCAAACCGGAGCCUAGAAAUGAACCGCAGAAAAUGUCGGUUAAUGUGGAGCCUCCGGUUGUGGAGCCACCGAAUGUGAUCCAUGUCCUACGUCUUUUAACCGCUCUGGAGAAUUACCUGGGAAGUUUGGGUCCUUUUGUUACCGACAUGCUAGUGAAAGCCCUGCAAACGCAAAAGAUUUAUCCGGAAAAGGUCCACGCUUCAAUUUUAACAGCCGAAAACUGUGCUAUUUUGGAGACCGUUAAAGAAAAGUUUACGGGUCUCUUGAUCUCCCAAAUUUAUGAUCCCGCUAAAGAAAGGGCGUUGAAAAGAGCUAUCAAUGACACCGAACUGUUGCUUCAAAGUGCCAGUAAAAUUAACAAUUCCAAAGAUAACGUUCAGCGCGUUGAGAAACCAGAGAUGGCCAACAAAUCACAGCAUAGCCCUGAUAAGCCAUUAGAUAAAACUGAGCUUGCGGCCAAACUGGCUUCUUCAUUGGUGUCCCAAGGAAAAACAUCAAUUAACCGAGAGGAACUUCAGAAGAUACUUCAAGUUUAUACGAUGAUUGAGCAAAAGAAACGCCAGGAGUUGCCCACCUCUGGCAGUUCCUUGAAUACAGUUCCCAGCACUUCCACUAACUUGAUUCCAAAUUCCAAUAACAAUGGUAACCUGUUGACACAACAUACAUCUAGAAAUUUAGACAUUGCGAGCAAUGCAAAGCAACCUAACAAUCCGACCAGUAUGUAUACUGGUCAAAACUACUCCGGAAAUGUGGCUCGCUUUAACAACCAACAAAGCACUAACUUAGCUAACACCUUUAACUCGAACGCGUAUCCGACUGAUCGUGGAUUUGGCGGAUCCGGCGUAUCCGGCGGAUAUAAUAGUCAAUUCGGCUCUGCACUACCGGCAAUCAACCCGAGCAGCGUUUUGCGAAACGAUCUGACUACGUCGUCACUCUUCAACUUCAACACCAACUUGAAUCCAUCUUAUAACAACCUUAACCGGAGGAAUCCUAAUUUUUAGUUGAUAGUACGUAAUGCGGAUAGAUUGAUAACGAAUACUUACAUUAAACACACAAUGAUGUAAUCACAACAUUUUCAAAUUAGCUACAUUCAUUG
Drosophila teissieri is the source of this 3857-nucleotide messenger RNA. RefSeq lists its product as uncharacterized. The record is from RefSeq and is a predicted model, not a curated record. Lineage: Eukaryota; Metazoa; Arthropoda; Insecta; Diptera; Drosophilidae. The transcript has 2 exons. The coding region runs from base 253 to 3762 and encodes 1169 amino acids.